Messenger RNA from Leptosia nina, 1632 nucleotides. The record is from the annotation of a GenBank genome assembly. Lineage: Eukaryota; Metazoa; Arthropoda; Insecta; Lepidoptera; Pieridae.
AUGACUGAAAACAUCACAAGUUUUUGCCAUACAUGUUUACAAUGUGCCAAUAACUUAAAACCUAUGAAUUUACUAGAACAAAAUUUAUUUAAAAGACUUUUAUUGAAGACUGAAUAUGACAAUAAGUUGCUUCUCUGUUCCCUGUGUCACCAUUUAUUAGGAAAAGUGGCAAAGUUUAUAAAGCAGUGUCAAUUAGCACAGGAGUAUUUGCAGUCACUGCACCAAGUAAUACCUGCCAUAGAGAGAGUUUACAGCCUAUCCACGUCUGAAAUUAAGAGUGAUUCCUUGGAUUUUGUUUCAAUCAAAGCAGAGAACUCUGACGAUGAAGAUGAUAUGCCAUUAACAUUUUUAGCAAAUGAUGGUUGUGAGGACUUUGAUGAUGACCAAAAACCUCUAUCACAGACCCUGAGUGAAGAAAUACUGGUCUUUCAAAAUGAUAUCACAGAUUUUAUUGACCCAUCAUCUAAUGGAACGAAGACACACGAACCUGUGAACAAUAAAUCCAAAAUAAAGUUAUAUAAAAACCGCAAAAAGAGUAAAAAAGAUGCAAUACCAGCGGGAUUUUCUUCUAGAAUGGUCCGGGAAACCAAUGAGUAUACAGUUAUUAAACUAACCAAAGAACAGGUAUUAGAAGAAAUGUCAACGAACAAACAAACAAAUGAAAAAUACAAAGAGGCGCCGUACAAAUGCGAACAGUGUGUCAAAUAUUUUAACUUCGAGGAUGUGUUGCUGGGUCAUAUGGAGAAACACUCGCCGAAAAAUGGCACGUUCAAAUGCGAUAUAUGUACACAAUAUUGCCCUAGCGCUGUAUCUCUGCGAGGUCAUAUGAAGUCACAUACAACUAAGUACAAAUGCAAAGUCUGCAAUAUCAUACGCCUGUCCCGGCAACACAUAAUCGAACACUAUUUACUGGAUCACACGGCCUAUACGCCGGACUAUAAGUGUAAUAAUUGCAAUUUUACAACUAACAAACGAACAGUGAUGCAGCGACAUGCCCGAACUCACUCGGAGAGUGGACAUUUUACCUGUCACGAGUGUGGGAGAACAUUCAAGAGUAAGGAAACCCUGCGUGUUCAUACGACCCGCCAUGAUGCUAAGAAGCGUUUUUCCUGUGACAGUUGCAAACGGUCCUUCAUAUUCAAAUCUCUUCUACAAAAGCACAUUCGGUCUGUGCACAUAGACAAAGAGUCUUAUUGCGUCGAGUGUGACACCAGCUUUACGUCUAUGGAAGCUCUGAAACAACACUUCAAACGUAGCAAAAAACAUACCGAUCCAACUGAAUACAAGCACCAAUGUACCAUUUGUCUGGAGAAGUUUCUAACCAAAGCCAGACUGGACUACCACGAAACGAGUCUCCAUAAUGUACCGAAGACGACGCAAUGCGGACGCUGCAGCCGUGUUUACAGCGGGACCGAAGCCCUAAACUUACACGUGAGGAGGGCGCACUCUAGCGGAGAGAUGAAGAAUCAGUUUGAUUGCGGUGUUUGCUACAAGAUGUUUACUAGGAAAUCUGGCCUUAAAGUCCACAUGAGGAUACACACAGGGGAAAGACCUUAUUCCUGCCACUGUGGUGAUUCCUUCACCCAACAGGCUUCAUUGAAAGCGCACCAGGCAGCCAAACACAAGAAAUGA